This is a messenger RNA of Epithele typhae, 315 nucleotides long. Its product is annotated as Sedlin. Gene Ontology annotation, cellular component: cytoplasm; nucleus; TRAPP complex. Lineage: Eukaryota; Fungi; Basidiomycota; Agaricomycetes; Polyporales; Epitheliaceae. The transcript is spliced from 4 exons. Gene Ontology annotation, biological process: endoplasmic reticulum to Golgi vesicle-mediated transport. The record is from RefSeq and is a predicted model, not a curated record. The annotation marks the transcript as partial.
AGGCAUGUCAUCCAAAUGAUUGCGAACGCGAGCUUGGAUGCGAUAGAGGAGGUGAUGCGCAAAGAUAGCGUCAUGUAUCUGAAGUCGGUGGAUAAGUUCAACGAAUGGACGAUCUCUGCGUUCGUCACCCCCGGAAACAUGAAAUUCGUGCUGUUGCACGAGUCCCGCAACGACGACGGGAUCAAAGCGUUUUUCACUGAUGUCUGGGAGCUGUAUGUCAAGACAAUGCUCAACCCGUUCCACACCGCGCACACGCCGAUCCGGAGUGCGGUCUUCGAUGCGCGGGUCCGCGCCAGUGCGAAAAAGUAUCUGUGA